Gekko japonicus is the source of this 987-nucleotide messenger RNA. RefSeq names its product serine dehydratase (gene SDS). Gene Ontology annotation, biological process: L-threonine catabolic process; L-serine catabolic process. Bases 1 to 987 code for a protein of 328 amino acids. Lineage: Eukaryota; Metazoa; Chordata; Lepidosauria; Squamata; Gekkonidae. The record is from RefSeq and is a predicted model, not a curated record. The transcript has 7 exons. Gene Ontology annotation, molecular function: threonine deaminase activity; L-serine ammonia-lyase activity; pyridoxal phosphate binding.
AUGACCACCAGCAAGAGUCUCCACAUCAACACUCCUCUGAGAGAAAGCAUCCCCCUCUCCAAAGUGGCUGGCACCAAGGUGUACUUGAAGCUGGACAAUGCUCAGCCCACCGGCUCUUUUAAGAUACGGGGCAUUGGACAUUUCUGUAAAACGUGGGCUGAACAGGGCUGCAAGCACUUUGUGUGCUCCUCAGGGGGAAACGCCGGCCUCGCAGCUGCUUACGCUGCCAGAAGGCUGGGCAUCCCAGCUACCAUCCUCGUCCCCACUUCCACACCGGCCUUCACCAUAGAGCGUCUGAAAGACGAGGGGAGCACAGUGUGCAUUGGGGGAGAGAUUUUGGAUGAGAGCAUCGAACAAGCCAAGGAGCUUGUGAAGAACAACCCAGGAUGGGUCUACGUGCCCCCCUUUGAUGACCCUCUCAUCUGGGAAGGGCACACGUCCCUGGUCAAAGAGUUAAAGGAACAGAUGGAAUCCAAGCCUGGAGCGCUGGCUCUCUCGGUAGGAGGAGGAGGGAUGCUGUGUGGGGUGAUCCGGGGCCUCCGUGAGGUGGGCUGGGCCAAUGUGCCCAUUAUUGCCCUGGAAACCAAAGGAGCCCACAGCCUGAAUGCUGCCAUGACAUCUGGGAAGCUGGUGACACUUCCAGAAAUUACUAGUGUUGCUAAAACCCUUGGGGCAAAGACUGUGGGAGCAGAGGCUCUGAAACUGGCUCAAGAGUAUCCUGUCUUUUCAGAGGUCGUCACAGAUCAGGAGGCAGUGAUGGCUGUUGAGAAGUUUGUGGACGAUGAGAAAAUCCUAGUGGAACCUGCAUGUGGGGCAGCCUUGACAGCUGUCUACAAUGGGGUAGCCCAGAGGCUGAAAGACGAGGGCAAGCUCAGCCCCCAGCCGGACUCCUUGGUGGUUAUUGUGUGCGGUGGCAACAAUAUCACGUUGGCACAGUUGCAGCGCCUGAAGGAGCAGCUGGGCAUCCAGAACAUCAUGGCUGCUUAG